Molecule: messenger RNA, 1194 nt
Organism: Asparagus officinalis (garden asparagus)
Lineage: Eukaryota; Viridiplantae; Streptophyta; Magnoliopsida; Asparagales; Asparagaceae
Product: NADH dehydrogenase [ubiquinone] flavoprotein 2, mitochondrial
Exons: 10
Coding region: 74-862 (262 amino acids)
Biological process (GO): mitochondrial electron transport, NADH to ubiquinone
Molecular function (GO): NADH dehydrogenase activity
Source: RefSeq, a predicted model, not a curated record
GUAGCUCCACCCUGGUUUAGUUACCCUACUGGAGGUGAGCGUAUCCCUUCGUCUCUCACGCUCGAUCGCCGCGAUGCUCGCUCCGAUGGCUCGCCUCGCGUCCAAGCGGCUCUCCGAGAUCCGCCAAAUCUUCCGACCACCUCUUCAGGCCUCGAGCUUUGCAGGUUCGAGAUCUUUAUCCACUGCUCUCAACUACCACAUUGAUUCGCCGGAUAAUAAUCCUGAUACGCCAUGGGAAUUCAGCGAGGCCAAUAAAGAGAGGGCGAAGGAGAUAUUAUCCCAUUACCCUUCCAACUACAAGCAGUCUGCUGUAAUUCCUUUAUUAGAUCUUGCCCAACAACAACAUGGAGGAUGGCUGCCUGUAUCGGCAAUGAAUGCGGUAGCUAAAGUCAUAGAAGUUGCUCCUAUUCGUGUAUAUGAAGUUGCCACAUUUUAUUCAAUGUUCAAUCGUACAAAGGUUGGUAAAUAUCACUUACUGGUCUGCGGAACAACACCUUGUAUGAUACGCGGCUCACGUGAAAUAGAGGAAGCACUACUAAAACACCUUGGAGUGAAGCGCAACGAAGUAACAAAGGAUGGCAUGUUUUCUGUUGGGGAAAUGGAAUGCAUGGGUUGCUGUGUAAAUGCUCCUAUGAUAACUGUGGCUGACUAUUCCAAAGGUUCAGAAGGUUACACAUAUAAUUACUAUGAGGAUGUCACCCCCAAGAGAGUCGUCGAGAUCGUUGAGAUGCUUCGGAGAGGAGAAGCUCCACCAGUGGGCACACAAAAUCCAGAUCGCAUAAAAUGCGGCCCUGCUGGAGGUAUCAAAACUUUGUUAGGGGAGCCAAAGCCACCGCCAUGCAGGGAUCUUGAUGCCUGCUAAUGUUAAAUUAUUUGCAUUUUCCAACACGAGACGAGGCAUGAAAUAAUCGAAGUGCUAAAACGCUCAUCAGAUUUUCUAUGUUGUCUGCUGGAGCCCUGCUUGGUGUUCCUCUGCUUCAUUUGUAGUCCUUUUCCAAUGUUGUUAUCAUGUAGGUUUAUUAGGUUUUCGUGUUAAUUGUACUUGUGUUGUUUGGUGGUGAUCAUCAAUAAAUCCUUUAACAACUCGAAUGCUAUACACCGCACAUUUAUUGGGGAAUAUCCAUAAACACUUUGGAUUAUUCUUCCUUUUAUUUUUAGGAAUUCACAUGCAAGUGGAGUGAAGCUUAGAAAGCA